CAUUGGCCGACAUGGCCUUCCCCAGCGGUAGUCGCUGCCUUUUAUCCCUGCGCGAUUGGCCGUCGACACAGCCUGCAUGCACACCAUUGGGGUUGGUGGCGCAGUCAGUAUGCACAGCGGUGUGUUGUGUAGCCAUGGGCCCGGCCAGGGAAUGAGGCUGCACAAUUGAGACGAGCGCUCAUCCGAAUAUCAUUAAAGGCCAGCCUGAUUGCGAGCUUCCCAUCGACCUCUUCUUGAUGGCACAUUUGGCCAUUCUCUAGCAACAGGUCACUCCAUCGGCAGGCGACAUUGGGCAUCUUUUGAGGACCAUGGACAGUUGCAAAUCUUCAGAACCUGACUUGGUUGAUAUGCCAGCCCCUGACUUUGUUGACGAGGUCUUCCAUGUGGUUACUGGAGGACUUCGAGAUGCAGCGACAUCUUCGACACGAGUGAGCUUUACCCCCUUCAUACCGGUACAUUUUGAGGUACCUGGUACUAUUCCUUCGGGCGAUUCUGGAUAUUACAGCUGUAAGGACUACCUUGAACCAUCACAUCUCCUCCUCGACGAUGCAAAGACACCCUUAGACGAGAUUCAAGAGACAGUCCAUUCAGGCGGCGAAGGUCUCAAGGCGCCUCCAUCUUCUCGGCGUCCUCGAAGGAUAUCCACCGCUUGCGAUGCCUGCAAGCGGAGGAGAACCAAGUGCAGCGAGGGUAACCCUUGCGAGGCGUGUGCGACGAGAAAAAGUCUGUGCGUUUACGGUGCAACUUCUGGCCAGCGACGGAAAAUUUCGAGCCAUCGAACUCCAUGGCAGUCAGUUUUCCCUCAGCUUAACGAGCCCAAUGACCCGAGAAUCCAACGCAAUUAUGUAUGUCCUGUCCAGAGCUGUCAACGCACAUUCAGUCUCGAGACCGAUUAUGACAACCAUAUCAAGUCAAAACACGCCAACUAUACAUUCCAUGUCGAUAAAGAGCAACUGCUUCCACAACUCAUCGGUUCCGAACCUCUCAGUCUCGAGCCUCUCAGUCUUGAGUCUCUUAAUCCCGAGCCCAGUCAGGAGCCACCGGCCCAUAGUAAUUUGGGCAAAGGAAGAUCUAGGGCUGAAGAGCACUUCCCAAAGGCACCUGUUGACGAGUGGCUUGAAAAGGUCCAGAGCAAUGAUGAAGAUGCAGCCUUCUUGUGUCAAGGACAUUGGGCAACGGCCGAUUCACAACAGUCUAUCGUUCGCAUCCCAACCCCGCAGCCCUUGUCCCUCCAUCUGUCGUAUUCGAACUCAUCGAAUUCGCCUUGGUUUGAAUCGGAUGGAGAAGCAUCUUUUGUGGCCGGCGACAAUUCUCUUGUUUUGGCGACAUCCAUUGAUUCGCCGAGCUCAGCAAUGUCCCUAGCUGUACUUGCUAUUGUCCUCGUUACAUUGUACCUUGGGCAGGCAGAUACGCCGAGAGAUGGCGUUGAGAAUUCCUCGCAGACAAGCUCCACCCCAAGCACGUCUAGCCAAGCAAAUGGGACCGCACCUUCCACCUCGCUCACAACGCCUCUGUCAACUCAGAACUCUCAGCGCAAGAGACUGCCCCCGGAUGACGAAGGGGAAGGAUCGAGGCGCAGCAAAAUCCCAAGGACAUCCGAGGCAUCGCCGAAUUGCACAGUCUCGAAACUCCUGGCCUGCCCAUACUCAAAAUUCGAUCCUUCUCGGUAUUCUGAGCGCAAUGGGCUCGAACAGAACUAUCGAGGAUGUUCAAGUUGUUUUCUGAGAGACAUUGCUCGUCUGAAGCAGCAUUUGUAUCGCGUACAUCGCCGGCCCGAACAUCACUGUCCGACCUGCUUCUCAUCCUUUGACUCAAAAGGCGUCUUGGAUGCCCACAUUGUGGAGAGGUCCUGUCAACCACAGGUCUCUCCCUUCGAAGAGAAGAUGACUCAAGAUCAACUUACGGCAAUUAAAAGGCGUGAAAUGGGUCGGAAUCGCUCCGAUGCAUGGUUUGACAUCUACAAGAUCCUGUUCCCGAACUCCGCAUUGCCCUUGGAUCCGUACGCUGACAGCACGCAUGCGGAUACAGUGCAAGACUUUAUUGCCUUUUUUGAGCGUGAAGGGCGAGAAGUACUAGCAUCAGAGAUCAACCAAAGGAUGUUCGGUGCCGUGGCGUGGUGGCCACGGCAACAGGAGUUCGUUGAGGAGGUUCUCGCGGAGUCGAUCAAUGUGCUGCUUCAGCGCCUUCAUUCGCGCUUCAGACAACCCUCGUCAACCGAUUCUUCAUACCCGUUCACUUCAAACACUGAUAUCAACCCCAACAACCCCUUUGCUUGUUAAGCCUAACUCCCGACCUUCACUAUAUUGCGCCAUCCCAUUCAGCUGGGUUGCUUAGUGACCCCAAUCAGGCAAGGACGAUGUCCAUUUUCAUCUCCCUUAAGACAUCCUGCCACUGUAUAUCAGAGUCCGCCUUACCCCCGUCACGCACCAAGUCCCGUCUCCGCCACAGUUCGCUUGCGAUGUCCUUCGAGAUCUCCAGGUUCAUGAACCCAUGCCUCCUCUUCAGCCUGUACCAGUUGAGCAUCCUCUCCUGCAUCUCCUCAGUUAGGCAUUCACAUGCCACAAUGAACGGCGGCCACACUAAUGUACAACCUAUACUGUCGCCUCCCAGACUUUCGAUAUCUUCAAGGUGUGUGACGGCUUUCGAGACCAUAUUCUGGACGCAGGUGGUUCGGGGGGAGAAGCCCCGAACGGUGCGGAGGAAAUAGAUCAGUGAGGCAUAGUAGAAGACGUAGGCGUGGUGCAGGGUUAGGGAUUGAGCCAUGGGUGGCAAGCCCGACAGGUCGAGGUUCGAUGGAGUUUGGGCGUAGAGUUGGGUUUCUAGAUCAUCCAGCAUUUCGGCAGUCGGCGGGUCGGAAGCUGUGGUAGAGAUACGCUUGAUCAGGCUGUUCAUCACGACGAUAUGUUUGAGGAUCGGACGGGUAAGGCCAAAAAAUCGAUCGAGCACGUAGUUUCUCUCGUCGCCCAAGAAAUUGUCAGAUUCGACGUCGAUGGUCGAGGGGAGGUGGAUAUUGCACAGCGCCGCAAUAGCGAGAUAACUUUGGUAGACCAUCGAGGAGGAUUUGUCGCGCUCCCACUCGCUCUCUUCUAUGGUGGACAGCCACGAGGCCCCGC
This is a messenger RNA of Cladophialophora immunda, 3113 nucleotides long. RefSeq lists its product as uncharacterized. The transcript has 3 exons. The coding region runs from base 309 to 2279 and encodes 656 amino acids. NCBI's taxonomy places the organism in Eukaryota, Fungi, Ascomycota, Eurotiomycetes, Chaetothyriales, Herpotrichiellaceae. Gene Ontology annotation, molecular function: DNA-binding transcription factor activity, RNA polymerase II-specific; zinc ion binding. The record is from RefSeq and is a predicted model, not a curated record. Gene Ontology annotation, biological process: regulation of DNA-templated transcription.